This is a messenger RNA of Dioscorea cayenensis subsp. rotundata (Guinea yam), 2209 nucleotides long. Its product is annotated as two-component response regulator ORR26-like. Lineage: Eukaryota; Viridiplantae; Streptophyta; Magnoliopsida; Dioscoreales; Dioscoreaceae. Gene Ontology annotation, molecular function: DNA binding. The record is from RefSeq and is a predicted model, not a curated record. The transcript is spliced from 5 exons. Gene Ontology annotation, biological process: cytokinin-activated signaling pathway; phosphorelay signal transduction system. Bases 87 to 1871 code for a protein of 594 amino acids.
UUGAACUCCCUUUCUCUCUUUCCUCCUUCUCUCUUUGCUCUGUUUCUCUUGUCUUGCUUCUCAGCGUCUUCAUCGCUAGCAAUAGCAUGCCUGGGGAGAACGCUGGUCAUCUUACCACCAGGGCGGAAGCCUUUCCUUAUGGGCUUCGGGUCCUCGUUGUUGAUGAUGAUCCUACUUGGUUGAAAAUCCUUGAAAAGAUGCUCAAGAAGUGCUCCUAUGAAGUAACUACAUGUGGUUUAGCAAGAGUUGCUCUACAUAUUCUCCGGGAAAGAAAAGAUAAAUUUGACAUUGUGAUCAGUGAUGUCAAUAUGCCUGACAUGGAUGGUUUCAAGCUUCUUGAGCAUGUUGGACUUGAGAUGGAUCUUCCUGUUAUCAUGAUGUCUGUCGAUGGGGAAACAAGUAGAGUUAUGAAAGGUGUUCAACAUGGUGCUUGUGAUUAUCUUCUUAAGCCUGUAAGGUUGAAAGAACUGCGCAAUAUAUGGCAACAUGUUUACAGAAAGAAAAUACAUGAGGUGAGAGAGAUUGAAAGUCAUGAUAGCAGCGAAGAUAUUCAACUACUAAGGAGUAGAUAUGAGGAGUUUGAUGAAAAUAAAGUAUUUGGCGGAGUCGACUCUGUAAGGAAGAGGAAAGAUAUGGAUAACAAAGAUCUAGCUGACCAAGAAUAUGGUGAUUCUUCUGCUGCAAAGAAGGCAAGGGUAGUUUGGACUGUGGAUCUUCACCAGAAGUUUGUCGAUGCUGUAAAUCAGAUUGGAUUUGAUAAAGUUGGUCCUAAAAAAAUACUCGACUUGAUGAGUGUUCCUGGGCUAACAAGAGAAAAUGUUGCAAGCCACCUUCAGAAAUACCGUCUCUACUUGAGCAGAAUACAAAAGCAGAAUGAAGUGCGAAUUCCUAGCAGAAAUACACAGUCAGAAUUCUGUCCGAAGGACCCCGCUCCCCCUCCACCUCCUCCGCCUCUGAUGACUCAGAGCUCCAUUUCUACGCAACAAAACAGUGUGGCCAGCAGAUAUGUCGGCACUACUCAGAAAAUACAAGCUCAAGGGAUUUUCUCAGAUAUUCAGGUCGAUGACUUGAAGAGCAUUGUCUCCGUGCAAGUAACCGAUGCCAAAAAAGGCUUAAGAAGUGAUUUUAUUGACCCUCCAAAGAUAAAUAGUGUUUCUCAGUUAGACGUAUUGGUUUCCUUCAUGCCUAAUGUCGAUUACAGGCCCUUGGAACAAGCAAUAUCAAAGCAGCAACCUCCGAGCAGCAACAUUGCAGUGAAGCAAGUUAUGCAGUAUCCGAAAAACAACAUUGAGAAUGGUGGUCUACCGCAAGGCUUCUCCAUCUUACCUCAGCCUAACCAAGAACACAAACCGUUGGAUCAUUUUCACACGGCGCCGCCUCUCAUCUCAAGGACCUGCACUACUACUGAAAGAGAGAAAACUGGAAUCACUAACAUCAAGCCUGUGUCUAUGGAUCACAGAAAAACUAUAUCUCCGAUUACAUGCGCAAUAGACUCAGUCUCAGUUCAUGUUGAACAUGGAAUUACAAAUUCUCAAGCAUUCACCAUGCCACCCGAGCUCACUAGCUUGCAAAGAACAGAGUCAUUGUACUUGGAUCAACCUGGAAACUAUGGUUUGUUAUCGACAUCACAAGAAUCAAGUAUGGAAAAUGGAGUUGGAUUGGUUUCCUUUCCUGAUGACUUGCAGUUAUAUUCUCUUCAAGGCUAUGGCUGCUUAGAGAACGUCGGCCUUAAUGGCAUGGGAAUUUUCGAAUACGACUCAAUGUCAUUGACAGAAGUUCACGGUAACUUGUUCGAUGCGGGGGAAUUCGACCUCAAGCAAUUCUACGACACAACAGACUACCCGCCACUUGAUGGAUGCCUUUUUACAUGAUUAUUCAGUCAUAAUUUUUAGAUAGCUCAAUUUGCAAGGCAGUUACAUGUGUCUGUAUUUUCAGCAUUUAGCCACAACAAAAAGACAGCGGCAACUUUGCAGUUGAAGCAUUCAAAAGUUGUAGCCUUUUCACUUGCUUUGAGCAUGAUUGUGCUAUAGAACAGAUCCUUGAUUUCUUAUACUUAACAAGCAUACUAGGCAUUAAACAUUCCUCAACUGUUUUCAUCAUGCUGUAAUUUUCUUCUCUUUCGGAGAAGAUUAAUGUGAUAUUCGCCGUUAAUCGUGUAGUUUUCGCCUUUUCGGACAUAAGAAAACUAUUUAUGACUUAAACAAACUUA